AUGGUUAAAAAUGCAAAAUGGAGUAGAAAAGAAGGAGAUGACCUGAUAUCAAUAGUGGAACAAAUAAAAAGGGAAAACCCAGAAAGAGUAUUUUCAAAUCCUCAAUUGGCAAUAGAGAUCAAAAAGGUGGAGACCUUUAGUAAAUUUACAGAACCUCAGUUGAUUAACAAAAUAAAAAGAAAUAAUAGAAAGGCCCAUCAAGAAAAUAAGAGAGUAAAGUACAGUGGGGAAUUUUCUGGAUCAACUACCGUCACCGACAAUGUGUCUCCUCCAAUUGCUCCAUUAUUAGAGGAAAAAAGAGUUAGACUACCUCCAAACAGACCUUAUCAAGAAUUUCUGGAUCUUCAUAAUAUCUCACAGUCAACAAAGUUGAAUCCAACACCCUAUCUCUACUACAGACCUACUACAACUAGUACUCGUAAUGUCAGUACUCCUAGUGCACCUCAAAUAUCAUCAUCAUUAGUUUCAUCAUCAACUCAAUAUUUGAAUCCAAAGGGUCCAUUUUCUGGAUCUCAAUCGGCCACUACACUAACCACCCAUUCCAUUCCAUUUGUAGAUAAUAAUUCAACCAUCCCAUCAAAUCAAAUUACAAAACCUGUUAUAGAUGAUAAUAUUUUGGACUCUUUUGGUAACAAUAUUAAUAAUAAUAAUAAUAAUAAUAAUAAUAAUAGCAUGUUUAUUUCAUUUUAUGGUCAAAGUGAUGAAACUCUGACCAUAUAUCUUCCACUUUGUAUAGGUGAGACAUUCAAACACACCAUCACACCGAGUGGUGAUAUCAUUGUACAAGUGUUUAGAUCAGAUUAUAGUUGCAGUUUUACCAAAACCAAGAAACUACCACAUUCAAUGUCUGGAUCGUACAAAGCCUAUUUUAAAAGACCAUUGGAUUAUGGUAUGCCAGUUUUGGCAACAAACAAAGCAUACAAAGAUAUGUAUGUCCAAGAAAUAUGUGGAUUUACUUUUAAAAGAGAGAUUAAAGAGAUAUCUGAAGAAGUAGAAUUAUAA
This is a messenger RNA of Cavenderia fasciculata, 1002 nucleotides long. RefSeq lists its product as uncharacterized. The transcript is spliced from 2 exons. The record is from RefSeq and is a predicted model, not a curated record. NCBI's taxonomy places the organism in Eukaryota, Evosea, Eumycetozoa, Acytosteliales, Cavenderiaceae. The coding region runs from base 1 to 1002 and encodes 333 amino acids.